AACUUCGUUGUCAGAGAAAGCAACCUUUUAAAUACGGAACACUGACACACACAAUCCACGCAUCUCUUUCUCUCUCUCUCUAAUCGCUUUUGGUUUCUCUCUCCUCCUUCAUCCCCAAAUCUUCUAGGGAUUCAUGAUCGGUGCGAUUCGGAGCUUGUAGAUCCGCGUCAAGGUUUCGUUUCCUGGAUUAUUUUUUUUGAACAAAAUUUUUUUUGAAUCGAUCUUUUUUCCUGGCCAAAAGGAAUCUGAGUUAUUAUUGGGUGGAAAUUGGAAGUUUCGUUUGCAGUUAUGGGCCGUGAAUAACGUUUUUAGCCCGUUUGGUUCUUUUUCUCGAAGCCCUGUUGAAUUUUUGUUGAAUUAUACAGUGGAAAGUUGAAAAGAUGGAACAUGAAAAGACUGAUUGUCAAGCUCCCCCAGAAGGUCCUAUGUUGUGCAUCAACAACUGUGGAUUUUUCGGAAGUGCAGCUACCAUGAACAUGUGUUCUAAGUGCCACAAAGACAUGAUGCUGAAACAAGAGCAGGCCCAGCUUGCAGCAUCAUCCCUUGGCAAUAUUAUGAAUGGGUCUACAAGCAAAACUGAAAAAGAACCUGUUGUUGCUGCCAGCGUGGAUUUCCAAGCCAUAUUUGCGGAACCUAUAAACACUAUCUUUAAGCCAUUUGCAUUUGGCUUGACUUCGGAGGAGAGUGGUGAUGCAAAGCCAAAGGAUGGUCCGAAACGUUGCAGCAACUGCAAUAAGCGAGUUGGUUUGACAGGGUUCAACUGCCGAUGUGGUAAUGUUUUCUGUGCUGUACAUCGGUACUCGGACAAGCAUGAUUGCCCGUUUGAUUACCGCACUGCUGCACAAGAUGCCAUAGCUAAAGCAAACCCAGUUGUCAAGGCUGAGAAGCUUGAUAAGAUCUAAGAAUUGGUAUUUAGAAGUUUAUGCUCAAUUUCAUCAUGAAAAGACCCAAGUUUCCUGCGCAUUUUAUUGCCUUUGUUAUUAUUUUGUUAUAUGUGAUGGGGUACUUGGUCUUAUGGAAAAUCUCUGCAAUUUGGGACUUUAUUGCGAUUGGCGAAAAUAUCUCUAUCUUGGCCCUAGUGUAUAAGUUUUUAAGUCUGCUGGUUUGGUUAAAGUUGGUGUUAGCUGUGUAAUGCAUCUUUUCCGUUUCAGAUUGGUAUAUGCAAUUGACGUAUGUAUGAUUGAUGAUUUAAAGAGCGUCCAGCAUAUGCUUAGAUUGUACUAUUUGUUGUGGGCUUUCUAUGGAUUUCUCCCAAUAAUAGUUUGUAAUCUACGGGCUUUUGGAUUAACGGUUUUUUUUCUUUUUCUAUCCUAGUACAAGAAAAAUAAAAACAGAAUUGGAGCUGGCUUA
Molecule: messenger RNA, 1350 nt
Organism: Trifolium pratense (red clover)
Lineage: Eukaryota; Viridiplantae; Streptophyta; Magnoliopsida; Fabales; Fabaceae
Product: zinc finger A20 and AN1 domain-containing stress-associated protein 8-like
Exons: 4
Coding region: 381-902 (173 amino acids)
Molecular function (GO): zinc ion binding; DNA binding
Source: RefSeq, a predicted model, not a curated record